UGAUUGGUCGAGAAAGUGGGGUUACCGCCUGGUAAUCCGUGACGCAGGGCAGAAGUUCGUCACAAAGGCGAAGUAGAACGCUAGGAGAGGUGUAGCGAGCGCGUGUAUGUAUACGGUCAGAGAGAGGACCAAGCGUACAAUAACCGGAGUAUAAUUUGAUUAGUGUAUAUAGAGAUUAUUGUUACAUUUGCGUGUCACCGUACAGAAUAAUCGAAGAGUAUCGAUACGGAAAGAACUAAUAGUGGUUUGGUGAAAUUCGAAGAAGCAGCAUCAGAUAGACCCGGAAGGCUGUUCAGUGUUUGGAGGAAGAGGAAAGAAAAAAAAACACAAAAAAAAACAAACAGCGUAUUCGCCAUCUUGUAUUUCCAGCUGUGGAAGAAUCUCUCUCUCUCUGUGAAAAUUAGUCAGUUUUCAGGGUGUAUAUCACGCGCGGUGCUAGAAGAUCGCCGAAUGAGGCGAACUCUGUGUGGACGAUUAUCAAGGACAAAGAAGCUAACCGACAAGAGGUAGCACAACGCGAAUCGAAGGUGAUUCUCGCGAUUCCGAGAGUCCCUCCCCCCGCCACUCCCCCCAGCCCUGAUACGCCGUAUUGCGCAGUUAGUAGAGCGAGUGUUCUAGUGUCAAGCGUGUAAAUUUUGUCGAUAUUAUUUUUAAGUCUUCGGACGUUUUGCAAAAACCAUAAAAAGAAAUUCCAUAAAAUACCCGAUGACGAACUCAACGCCAAAAAUGAGCGACAAGAUCGAGCGGCAAGGCUCGCCGAAUGCCGGUGGUAAACGACACUCGAGGAACAAUUCAAUUAAAUCCUCAACUUAUUUUUCGAGCAGUAAUCGACCCAGCCGAAAUUCAAACGGUCGUUCUAGCUGUAGUCCACCUUGCCCUGCCAAAACCAGAGGCUCCCCGUUAAGACAAUCUCAGUACGAGAGUCCCCGGGGUAGUCCGACCAACAAUUUUUAUGCUGGGGCAAAGUUUUCCGAACCACCGUCACCUGCGAGUCUCCCAAAACCGCCAAGCCACUGGACGACAAGAUUGAUUUCCACCUGUAAGCAGGCAGAACACUGCUGCGAUAUCUCGAAUCAUCUUAAGAUGAUUUUGAACGUCCAAGCUUGAUAUCCCCCGAUACAUGGGCCUUCGGCGUCGCUUUCGUACGAAUCCCAAAGGGUUACGGCAAUCCAGGAAAUAGCCGUACCAUCGCGAACCACUCCGAUACUCUACCGAGAGACUCUAAUGGGCACACCAGCUGAACAGGUACGAAAUAAUGCCGUGGGUCGAAUGCAACUCGUCCAUACAUACGACAUCAAACUUCUUGUAUAAAUGAACAGACGAUUGAAAAGCAAAAAAAAAAAAAACAAAAACAAAAAAAAACAAACAAACUAAACGAAGCGAAAGUUAUCAUACGGUUACGAACAUGUGUUACAUGUUACUGUACGGGUAUAACACGCGAACUCUAUAUUAAAAUAUGUACAUCGUAUUCAUCCAUGAACAAUAUUGCAUUAUAUUUAUGCAUUGACUACAUACAUACAUAUAUAUAUGCACUACAGAACAUUCGACACACCAUAUGUAGAAGAAAGAAACAAAAAGCAUUACACGCAUAUUCAUAAUGAUAAUAACAUUAAUUAAUAUCACACCGUGUAUAAAGAUGUAAACAUAUGUAUUUUAGAUUACCCUAUACUUAAACGCAUUAUUCUAUUGUCUUGAGAUGGUGUAGAUACAUGCAUACAUACAUACAUAUAUUCAAGUCCUGCAGGGUCUUUCAAAAUUGCAUUAUUUAUGUGUUCCAAACUGGUUGAAAGCAAUCAUUCAAUUGAACCAUUUAUUUACUAUUUUUCAUCUACUCAAGCACAAUAUUUUCAAUUACUGCUGCGAUCUAACACGUAGUACCUACGAUAUGGUCAAAUUCCAUUUUAUUUACCUUUUAUUACAGAAUAUUCAGAUUUCGUGUGAUUUUGUUUCAAAAGUUUUCCUAAAUUCACAGAGCACUGCUUGAACCCACUUUUCAUUCAGUUUGGAAUUAUUUUAUUUCUAUAUAUUCUUUAGUUUUUGUGUUUUUGCUUCUUUCUGCGUUUCUUCUUUUUUUUUCUUUAUUUUCAGAGACAAAGUACAAAUCAUACAGUUUUAUGAACAUGGAUUUUGAUUAUUGUUUAAUUUUGGUAACCGUUCAUUUUUUGGAACACCCUGCAUGCGCUAGAGGCGGAAAGAACCAGACGAUAUUUCUAAGCAGAAGCGUACCAACAAGGGCAGAUUUUCUCGAAAUUCUUUUUUCUCUCAUUACACUUCUCUGUUUUUUUUUUCAUAAUUUUUCGGUUUUAUUUUCUUCACAUUGUUGAAAUAUUUUUAUUUAAUUUUUUUUUUUUUUUUCUUCUCGCAAAUUUGCAAAAUUUCUUGCAAGGCAUAUAAAUUGUAUAAGAGAAAAGUUAUCGUGCGAGCAGAUCCAUGUUUAGGGGAGCAUUUGAGGGUAAAUAUUGGAUAAAGAUGUUUAGAUGAAUAACAUGUUUACCCAAAAAUUUGAAAAUUUGUAGAUAGCAUGAGGAAAAAAAAAUAUGAAUUGUAUAAAUAAGGGUGGGGCGUUAAUUCAAGUAAGUGGCGUGCUAACUGUGAUAUUGCGGCGUUCACAGAUUAUGAUGUGAGAAAAAAAAAAUAAAAAUAAAAAAAAAAUAUAUAUAUAUAUA
This is a messenger RNA of Diprion similis, 2666 nucleotides long. RefSeq names its product proline-rich nuclear receptor coactivator 2-like. Lineage: Eukaryota; Metazoa; Arthropoda; Insecta; Hymenoptera; Diprionidae. The transcript has a single exon. Gene Ontology annotation, cellular component: nucleus. The record is from RefSeq and is a predicted model, not a curated record. The coding region runs from base 706 to 1107 and encodes 133 amino acids.